AUGGGUGCAAGGGGAGAAGAACCCGGCCAGUCGAUGACGAUCAUGACCACUCAGAGCUCUGCAAGACCCAACAUUGGAGAUCAGGCUGCUCGAUGUCGCAAGAUUGGUCAACUUUUAGACAUCAUCUACCAGACUGUGCCUGGUGCUGAAGCAUUCCGUCAGGAGAAACCGAAAUUCGAUUGGCACAUUCUUCUGCAAGAGACGGAGGGCAUGCGUAAUGAGAAGCGAUGGACAGUGGUCGCUAGGACUGAUUCAGCCGAAUAUGGAAAUUGGUAUGCCCGCAAUGUCCAGGACGGCACAGCAAAGACUGCCAAGGUCGAGGUACACGUCCUUGUUGGAGAGGCCGAAGACGGUGUUACUGCUGAGGGACAAGGGAAUUAUCUGGAGGAGUUGCAAGAGAUGGGCAAGGGCAACAUGGGGCAUGCACGUCGUCUCACCUCUCCUUAUCGACAACUCAAAAAGCAGGUCCAAGGCCAGAGAACAAUGCUUGGUGGACCAGUGUCGGGGUCUCGCCGCUUCGAGGACGUCCGUCUUGAUGAGAUUAGGGAGGCAAUUAUCGACAAGUGCUGCAAUGCCAAAUACUAUGAGGAGGCUCCAAGCACCCAUGACUGGUUGCCGCUACGCGUUGGGCGGGGCAAGAGACGACGGGGCAAGCAUCGCCCCACCAAAUAUAAGAAGAUGCGUGGUCGCCGAAGCAAGCGAGCUCGUACAGACGACGGUGCUCAGGAUACCAUGAACGUUGACGAAGAGGAUGGUCGUCCCGUCGGCAACGAUGACGAGUGGGAAGACCAGGAUGACGAGGAGCUAGAGUCGAACACCGCUCAUAAGGCUCGGCAGGCCUCUGGAUCCAACUCGAGCGAAGCAUCCGAUGACGAUGGUGCAGAUGCUGGUCUAUCCGAGGCCAAUCUCGAUCGUCCACUUGUCAUUCGAGGCCGGCGUCAAGCAAACAACGGCAAUGAGGACGGAGCACCAUCAGGGUCGGACGUCGGUGGAGCUGGCAUGCAGCAGGAGCGCUACUGGUCGGUCGAUAUGGUCGUAGGCAAACGUCGUCGGUGA
Messenger RNA from Exophiala xenobiotica, 1056 nucleotides. RefSeq lists its product as uncharacterized. The record is from RefSeq and is a predicted model, not a curated record. The transcript is spliced from 3 exons. Bases 1 to 1056 code for a protein of 351 amino acids. NCBI's taxonomy places the organism in Eukaryota, Fungi, Ascomycota, Eurotiomycetes, Chaetothyriales, Herpotrichiellaceae.